This is a messenger RNA of Trematosphaeria pertusa, 1124 nucleotides long. RefSeq lists its product as uncharacterized. The coding region runs from base 205 to 912 and encodes 235 amino acids. NCBI's taxonomy places the organism in Eukaryota, Fungi, Ascomycota, Dothideomycetes, Pleosporales, Trematosphaeriaceae. The record is from RefSeq and is a predicted model, not a curated record. The transcript has 4 exons.
UUCACAUCCAUCUCAUCAACGUCGAAAUGGUUCUCAAUUCGAUGAAACUUGUAAACUCGUCUCGCUGAGGGGUUUUAGCCUUGCCUGAUGCCUGAUGCUUGAGGUGCCCAAACUUCAGCCACAAGUCACACCUACAGUCGUUCAAACCUCAGCCCUAGAUCGUCCCCUCCAACUUCCUUUUUCCCUCUCCUCUCCUCCAAAAUAAUGGGUCAAUUCGAAUCAACGCCCACGUCCCAUACAAACAGCUACUUCGUACCUACUUCCACGGGUAUCGAUCGCGUCGUCAUCACCACGGAUAUCCAGCGCUACCUUGGCCCAGAUGCAACAGUUAGAUCCGCUGAGCUGGACGGCCAGGCCGGAUACAAGGUCACGGCUUCUCUGACGCUCACGGCCCAGAUGAUCCAAGACAUGAAGGGUAAUUCGGAGUACUGGAGGCAGGAACAGCGGAGGACUGAAGGGGCGGGGUCGUACGAGAACUCGAGGACGCGUGCUGAGCAAUGGGGUCCAGAGCGGGGUCAGAGGCAUGACGGGCAACAGGAGGGGCCGGAUCAAAAUGCGCGGUAUGAAUCUGCGCGGUAUGCUUCAACGCCGUCCCCAUAUGAGACAGCGCGUUAUACUACGUCUCCAGCGACGUCUCACGGGUAUCGUCCAUCGCCGUAUGGCGGUCACGCACGACCAUGGUAUGCGUCAGAGCAGCAGUCUGAGUAUACGGCGCCUGAUGAUUGGAGGUAUCCGCCAGCGCAGAAUGCAUAUGCGGAAUAUGACUCUGCCAGUGCGCAUGCCGGAUACAGGAAAACAUCACACAGCUCGGCGGAAGAUCCGUAUCCCGGGCUGAGGCCGCAAAGCUACUUUUCGGCAUUUGAUGGGUACUGUAAGGGACAUGGUGCUUUACUACCCUGUGCUCGUCACUGACUAUUUAUUGGGUAGAAUAUCUGACCGCACCACAAGUUAAAGGAAGAGGCGAGUGAAGUUGGCCAUUGGGCGUGAUAGACCGUCAGUCAUUGCUUGUCGCCGUUUAGAAGUGUUGGAUGCCCAGGCGUGGUCUAUGCACUAGUUCCAAAAUGGGUUAGCGCGCUGUUGAAGGGGAAGAGCGACCUCAUCCCGUUUCGCUCGGAAAUGUCACC